AUGUAUGAAUUUCAAUACUCAUAUAUGCUACCUAAAUAUCGGCAAAAUGUUCAAUUACUGUACACCGAUACUGACUCUUUCAUCUACAAUAUUAAAACUAACAAUUUUUAUGAAGACAUUAAAUGCGAUUUGCAAGCUAGAUUCGACACCUCUGAUUUUUCAAAGGAUAACAUUUACAAUCUUCCUUUAGUUAAUAAAAAAAAUGUUGGUUUAAUGAAAGAUGAAAGUAAUGGUCGCAUUAUCAGAGAGUUUAUAGGUCUACGAUCAAAAAUGUACAGUUACAUUAUACAAGAUGAUGAUGAUGAUAGUCACUUGACUAUUAAAAAAAGAAAUAAAGGCAUGUUCACGCGCACGGCACAUGAUCUGCGCCGGCGGGAGUGGGGCGCGGGCGCCGCGGCUGCGACCGACCGGCAGUUACAAUUACGGACGCACGGCGCGCGACACGAAUAA
Pieris macdunnoughi is the source of this 450-nucleotide messenger RNA. NCBI's taxonomy places the organism in Eukaryota, Metazoa, Arthropoda, Insecta, Lepidoptera, Pieridae. The record is from the annotation of a GenBank genome assembly.